AAGAUUACGAUCAUAUGUUGGUAGUGUAGACGGAUUACCGCCACGGCUAUUGUAUUUCGACAAUGAGUAUGGAUUUAUAUUUUUAAGUAAAUAUUGCGAGACAAAGUGCUAUUUAGCAUUGAAACUGAAGAUAUUUAUUCAUAUAAAUAAGUAUGGAUUCUGAAAUUGAUAUAGAAUUAUCAAGUGAUCAAACUAAGAUUUCACACAUGGACAAUGAAAAAGAAAAUGAAAAUUUAAUUGAACAUAAUAAUGACAUAAAUACUAAUACGGAUGAAGUAAUACAAGGAUCAUUAAUUCUUGAUUCAAAUAAAAAUACUGCAGAUGAAAGUCAAGCGAAUGAAAAGUUAAUUAACGAGUUACACGAAAUUCAUCAAAAAAAGUCUGAUCAAAGCUCAGAAAGUACAGUAGUAUCAAAUAUUGCAUCUUAUCAAGAAAAUACAUUACAAGAAGGUAAUUUGCGAAUGAAUACAUUAACUUUACAAGAAAGUAAUAUAACAGGUACCGAGUGUAAUGACAUACAGGAUGCAACUUUACAUGAAAAUACUACAGAAACUGUUUCACAGGAAGAAAGCACAAAAAUAACACCAAUAACAUCUGUCACAGAAAGCACAGAUAUUUCAUCAGAUAAUAGAAAUACCACAAAAUGUUUAGAAUUUCAAACCGCAAAGAAUACACCAGAGGAAAUGGAAAACAAGAGCUCAGAAACUGCUGAUGCAGAUGAUAUAUGUAAUUUGAACUUAGAAAAAGAUGAUUCUGAAACAGAAAAAACACAACUAUCUACUAGUGAUAAAGGUAGUUUAAAUACUAAAUUGACUGAAUCAGAUGAAACACUAGAAGAUUGUGAAAGGAAUGUGACAAAGGGAAAUGUUGAACCAGAAAAUACAGAAUUUGUACAAUUUUCUCAAGAAAAACAUGGAGACGUACAAAUUGAAAAUCAGUCCAUGGAUGCUGAAGAUCCUUUUGGAGGGGAUAAUUUUACAACAGAAAAUGUUGAAUCAAUGGACACAGAUGAUCUUAAUGAAACUGAUGUAGAAUUUCCUAAAUUAUGUAGUCAAACAGAUAAUCUGCAAGAUAUUGUAAAUAGUAGAGAAAACAGUUUUAAUGCUAAGAAAAAAAGUAACAAAGAGAAUAAAGAUAUUUCAUCUGAUAUUUUACAUUCUUCAGAUAUAAUAAGUACUGACAAAACUUGUAACGACAAUUCAGUUGAGAUGGAAGAAAGUGAAAACGUAAAUACAGAAGUUGCAGGUCCAACUGAAAAGUGUAAUAGUAAAAAAAAGGAAACUCUUAGUGAAAUAACACCAAUGGACACUGAAGAGCAAUCUAAUGUUUUACCAGGACAAGAUGAUGAAUUAUGUAUUAUUCCAGACAGCAUGAAAGUAAUAAUUCCUGGACAAACAGAAAAGUCAGAUUCUAAUAAUAAGGAAGAAUCUUUACCUGGAGGUAGUCAUAAACAUAAUGAAAUUAAACAAAGCAGUCAAGAUAAUGACUUACAAACUGGAACAAACAAAAGUUCGAAACAAAAUUCAAAGGAAUCAAAUAUAACUGAAUCCAAUCCAAAAGAUACAGAAAGUGUCCAAAAAGCAAAAGAUUCACAUGCCAAAGUUACAGCUCCAACUGCAGAUGUUAUUAAUAUUGAUGAAGAAUCAAAAAAUUCUGAAAUCGAAGAAAUCACGACUAAAGAAAUUUGUAAACAAUGUAAUGAAGAAAGGUCAUGUAAGAUUAAAGUAAAGAUUGGUUUUGAUACUUAUAGUGUAUGUUCAAAAACUUGUAAAGCCUUAUUCAAAGCUGCUAAUAACAGAGCUAUGGACAUACCUAGUGAUGGAGUUAAUUCUAAACGGGAAAAACGAUGCGCAAAUUGUUUAUUAAUAGUUGAACCUAAUGAUGAACGCAAUCUUUCUUGGGAAACAAUGGAAUUUUGUAACGAAGAAUGUUUAGGCAAAUUUCAAACAAAAUAUGGCAGUUAUUGUAGAAAUUGCAAUGGUUCGGUACAAGCAGUAAGUUUAGGCAAAUAUUGUGUACGUUUUGGCUAUGAUGUUAGACAGUUUUGUUGCUCUACAUGUUUAGAAGAAUUCAAAAAAGGACUAAAAGUAUGUAGCUUUUGUCAAAAAGAUAUAAGUUCUGGUACAGAAGGUUUUCUAGCACCAGUUGGGGACAGAGGACAAUUUAAAGAUUUCUGUACUCAAGAAUGUAUGGAAAAGUAUUCAAAAAUGAGUUCUGUUGAGCCUCCAAUACUGGAAAAAAAAUGUUGCAGUGUCUGUGAAGAAGAAAAAGUUGUGCAUUGCGAGGUUCAAAUAGACAGAUCUGAACCAGUAGCUAUUUGCAGUGAACCAUGCUUUGCAGCAUUCAAAUUUGUCAAAAAAGUUGAUCCUGAUCAAUGUUCCACCUGCAAAAAAUUUUUUGAAUUACCUAACAAGAAAAGUUCGGUCGUAUUUUAUGAAAAUGAGGCUCAUAUGUUUUGUUCUAAAACUUGUUUGAAUAUAUUUAUUAUUACGAAUAGAAAAAUCGUUCCAUGCAAUUGGUGUAAAGUGAAAAAGUACAAUUUUGAUAUGAUUAAAAAAGAACUAAAAACAGGACAGGUGAUGAUGAUGUGCAGCUUAAACUGCUUAACACUGUAUCAGGUAUCUAUUAAUGCAGUUUCGGCGAAACGAAUAAACUGUGAUUUUUGUAGAGAAUACUCACAGGCCCAGUAUCAUUUAACAAUGUCAGAUGCAACGAUACGAAAUUUUUGUUCUUACCACUGUGUAAUGAAUUUUCAAGCUCAGUACACUAAAUCGCCAAUUACGAUACCAGCAGGUGAUGAUCCUGUACCUACUGGUAUGCCUAAAAGAACAGUGGUACCACAGAGAAACGCUAAUUCCAGUAAUCAAAAAACCAACGAUAUGCAAAAUAAAAAAAACAUGCCAGUAAUUUCAUCUGUUACAAGUUUAGCGAUAGGAAAUGGACAAUCUAGUCCAACUACUCAACAAAAUAACGUAAAUAGUAUGAUGGUGCCUUCGGUUACUAUCAGUCAAAAUCAAACGUCCCAAGUAAUUUUUAAGCAACACAUUAUAACAAGGCCACCGAGUCCGAUUCAAGUUCAUAAUAAAACAACUCAGUGUAAGCCUGUUGUACAUACAAAGGGAGUAUCAGUUCGUCCACGCCCUUGUACAAAAGCUACACAAACGGAUGGAAUUCAACAAGCAGUUAUACCGAUUCCGGUUCCAAUUUAUGUUCCAUAUCCAGUACAUAUGUUUAGUAUGCCUUUUCCAGUUCCAAUGCCCUUUCCAUUACCAAUCCCUGUUCCUAUUUUUAUACCUACAACGAGAAAUAGCGCUAAGGGAAUAUUUAAAGAUAUUAAAAGAAUACAAGAAAAAAUACCAGCAGAUCCUUUCGAAGCUGAACUUCUUAUGAUGGCAGAGAUGGUCGCAACCGAAAAGAAAACUAAUGAGAGCGAUUCAGAUUCUGCAGAUGAUAGAGAUGAAGAUAAUGGCGAUCGUGAUCAUUCGCAUAGCGGAGGUUUUAGCCCAGAAGGAGUUGAUUCCAGUAAUACGUUCGGUGAUGAUAUGUUACAAAUGGCUUUAAAAAUGGCAACUGGCGAGUUAGAUGAACCAGCUGUUGAUUUGGAAGCUGCUUUAACUCCAAAUACAAUUACCGCUACACAAGCAUCAGCACAAGCUGAUACAACUAUAGAAAAUGAUGUUCAAUCAGAGCGGCUAAUUAUUUCUUCCCGCGGAAGAAAACGAAUGGUCCCGUAUAAGCCACGAUCUACUCCAAACAAAAGGGGAAGACGUGCUUCUGGAGCAAACGAUAUACCUUUGAUGCCUCCUCCUGAAGUUCAACCUCCACCUCAACCACGUGUUAUAGAACCUAUAGAAAAGCCAGAUGCGAAUAUGGCACUUAAAUAUACCUUUGGAGUAAAUGCAUGGAGGCAAUGGGUAGUUACAAAAAAUGCUGAACUAGAAAAGCAAAGUACACCAUUAAGGAAAAUGAAAUUAUUCAAAACAGAUCUUUUGCAACUCACAGCGGAUGAAUUAAAUUAUUCAUUGUGUCUUUUUGUAAAAGAAGUUAGAAAACCAAAUGGAGCAGAGUAUGCUCCUGACACAAUAUAUUAUCUUUGUUUAGGAAUACAGCAGUAUUUAUUUGAAAAUAAUAGAAUAGAUAAUAUUUUCACAGAUUCAUAUUAUGAGAAAUUUACGGAUUCUCUGAAUGAAGUUGCAAAAAAGUUUUCCGUUCUUUAUAACGAUGCACAAUACAUUGUUACAAGGGUUGAAGAAGAACAUUUAUGGGAGUGCAAACAAUUAGGCGCUCAUUCUCCACAUGUACUUUUAAGUACUCUAAUGUUUUUUAACACGAAACAUUUUAAUCUUGUGACAGUCGAAGAGCAUAUGCAGUUAUCAUUUUCUCAUAUUAUGAAACAUUGGAAACGUAAUCCUGCUGCACAACCGGCUGCAACAACAGGAAAAGUUCCGGGUUCUAGGAAUGUUCUUCUUCGUUUUUAUCCACCCCAAUCAGCAUUAGAAGGCAAUUCACGUAAGAAAAAGGUAUAUGAACAACAAGAAAAUGAAGAAAAUCCUUUGAGAUGUCCAGUAAAAUUAUACGAAUUCUAUUUAUCUAAAUGUCCUGAAAGUGUUAAAACUCGAAAUGAUGUGUUUUAUUUACUACCUGAAAGAAGUUGUGUACCAGACAGUCCAGUAUGGUAUUCGACAUCUCCACUGGCUAAAGAACAUCUUAUAAAAAUGUUAUAUCGUAUUAAAAUGGUUAAAGAAAUUAAUGUGGCAUUAUUAACUAGUUAAUUUCGUAUUCACGUAUUUAUCUUCUCUCUGUUAAUUUGGACAACUUAAUAUAAAAAAAAAUAAUUGUUCCCUCAUACAUCAGAUAAAAAUGUUUUAAAAAUGAUGUAGUCAUGAAA
Megachile rotundata (alfalfa leafcutting bee) is the source of this 4888-nucleotide messenger RNA. RefSeq names its product zinc finger protein without children (gene woc). Gene Ontology annotation, molecular function: zinc ion binding. Lineage: Eukaryota; Metazoa; Arthropoda; Insecta; Hymenoptera; Megachilidae. The record is from RefSeq and is a predicted model, not a curated record.